Messenger RNA from Jaculus jaculus (lesser Egyptian jerboa), 5627 nucleotides. It is a transcript of the gene Rgs8, whose product is annotated as regulator of G protein signaling 8. NCBI's taxonomy places the organism in Eukaryota, Metazoa, Chordata, Mammalia, Rodentia, Dipodidae. The record is from RefSeq and is a predicted model, not a curated record. The transcript has 8 exons. Bases 502 to 1044 code for a protein of 180 amino acids.
CAAAGCCCGGCGAGGAAGCAGACGCUUUUCUAGGGUGGGGGGCUCGGGGUGAGGCGGCCACCCUCGCCCAUGUGCCAGGAGGUGGCUGACUGUCGCUCGGGGCCUCACCGAGCCAUGCUCAGCUGGGGCCCACACCAGCCACAUCUUGCCAGCUGCGCUGCCCACCACCAGACAGAGAGCUAGAGAGAAGGAGAGAAUGGGCAUGCCAGGACCAUCGGCCUGCUGGGAAUGAACUCCAGAAGCAGGCGCCCCCUUGUGUGCACGUGCAACACUGUGUGCUUGUGUCGCUGUGAGCCUGGUUACCUGGGACCUGGAGAUUUGAACAGCUCCGUAAGGCGCAGCCUCUCUGACCAUCGGGUUGGCAAAGACCUGCAGACCAUGAGGACUGGUCAACGGCAGUGAAAGGACGUGAGAGGGUAAAUCCCUGAGCCCUGCAGUUUUAUUUCCUGCCCUGACGUCCCUGCAAACCAGCCCAAGGGGUAACUGUGAGCGGAUGCCUGUAUGGCUGCCUUACUGAUGCCACGCAGGAACAAAGGGAUGAGAACUCGGCUGGGAUGCCUGUCACACAAGUCAGAUUCGUGUAGCGAUUUCACAGCUAUUCUUCCCGACAAACCAAACCGUGCCCUCAAGAGAUUAUCCACAGAAGAAGCGACGAGGUGGGCAGAUUCCUUUGAUGUGCUUCUCUCUCACAAGUACGGGGUGGCUGCCUUCCGCGCCUUCCUCAAGACGGAGUUCAGCGAGGAGAACCUGGAGUUCUGGCUGGCCUGUGAGGAGUUCAAGAAGACCAGGUCAACUGCAAAGCUGGUCUCCAAGGCCCACAGGAUCUUUGAGGAGUUUGUAGAUGUGCAGGCUCCACGGGAGGUAAACAUCGACUUCCAGACCCGAGAAGCCACAAGGAAGAACAUGGAGGAGCCGUCCCUGACUUGCUUUGACCAAGCUCAGGGCAAAGUACACAGCCUCAUGGAGAAAGACUCUUACCCCAGGUUCCUAAGGUCCAAAAUGUACUUAGAUUUGCUGUCCCAGAGCCAGAGGAGGCUCAGUUAGAGCUCGGACGGGGACUCUCGGAAACCACUGGCUUCCCCCUCCCCUUGCUGCCAAGUCCAUAUUCUAAUGUGAAAUGUCGUAGGUGUUCACUGUGGUGGGGUUUGGGGGGGUGAGGAGGGCAUGAAGGGCUGUUCCAAAGUAUGACCUAGCUGCCAGAGCUUGGACUCUUCCAUUUAUCCUUGUUUGUGUUUCAGUUAGUGGUAGCUCUGCUGCUGUCACCCUUCUUGGAGAGGGCUACCUAUUGGCCCCCCAAAAUGCCUUGGGUCAUCUUCACUAAGAAGGCAGACUGUCUGUACUGGCUAAUCUGUAAAUAAUGCAAUGCCGUUUCCAACCCCCUCAGCGGCUUCCUCAGUGAGGAUUCCUGACUCUCAUCUUGUCCUUUACCUGCCGGGGGAGUAGCUGGAAGACCCCGGUUCUCACGCAUGAGUGAUUCACAGUCACAGUGCCGUGGCUAGCCCUGGGUACUGGGACUUCAUGGCUCAGGAGAGAAGUGUCUCUGGAAUCCCAGGUUUCUCGUCCCAUGGAUAGGUAACCUCUGUGAGAGGGCGACUCCCUGGACUUGGCUGUGUCUUCCAUUUCCACUGGACCAGUGUGAGAGUCUGCAGUCACUACCCAUCUCACAUCCUAGAAAAAUCAAUAGAAUUUCCUUAAUGCUUACAAUUCCAGAAAGGGUCUUGGGAGAUUUCUUUCAUGACUUCUGAGUGGAGUUGUCAUUAUGAAAGAUACAGCUUGCAAUCUUCCUCGACUCUACCAAGAACUUUUCCAGAAGUUGAAUGACCAAGGAAUGUAGCGCCAGAAGAUGUGUGUGCAAUGGGACUCCAUUUAACCCAUCUGUUGCCUAAAUGUUCUCUCCGUCCUUGCCUCCCUGUGACAUCAUGCACCACCGAUUUCGUAGGAGGAAAGACAGCUUGGCAAAGGAAGGCAAAUUCCCGUAGCACGAGUGCCUGAUUAACUUUCCCUGUCUCUCCACCUCCCCUUCCAUGCGGGCCAUGCAGCCAUGAUGGGGGAGAACGGGAACACAGGCGGAAACUUUUGAGCUUGCUUCAUGGAAGCCUGCUUUCUUAGAAAGGCCCCGUUCUUGGCUGUUGAGAAACAGCUGCCUUCUUGGUCUCUGACCAUUGAACACGAACUGGGAAGAUUACUGUGAACAUGAGCCUGUGGAAACCUUCCUAAAAUGCUUGCAUGGGACCCUGGGGCUGCUCUCAGGAACGUGUCACGCUACUCUGGCUUGGAGGAUGCAUGGACAGCAAUGGAAACUACAGCUGCUACCGGGGGAAAAAAGCUGAUUGCCAUAGGGCAAUGACAAUGGAGAGGUGGGAACGUGGGAGAAGAGCCUGGAAGCUGAUGGCCUCGCAGGGAACGUGGUGGCACCACUCCUGGGCUAAUUCAGAUCCCAACAGAAUUAAGCUGAAGAGCUGCAGACUUGGCUUGAUGGCUCGAGCAUCCUAUGGUCAGGCUGCCCUGCCGUACUCUCCUCUUGUGGGGUUCUGGCCUUGUAGAUUAUCCGGGUGUUCCAGGCUUUGCACUCCUGUCCGGUAACUUGGAGAAUCAGCUCCUUCCUUCGCUACCGGAAGACAAGGCUCUUAAGUCCCAGAGUGUGUGUGUGCCCACUGUCCUCUGUGGCACAUUGUCAGUCAUCUGUGAGUGGGUGUUGGUGUAUGGGAAUGAAUCUCAAGGAGAGAGACACACACACCUGCUUCUUAGGCCUUACACUGGAAAGACCUGUGCAAGUUCACAUUUAAGAACGCGGAAGCCUCAAAUGGUGUUCCUAGUUAGAUUCCCCCACCAUGGCAUCAAAAUAUUCUUAGCUAAAGCUGCCAGAUUAAUGCAAGGAUUAAAUUCUCUCUAACAGGGUAUUUUAAACAUUGUUUACAUAUGAAAUGUGCAUCUGCUGCCAACUCUACUGUUGAAUAUGGGGUGCAUGUAAAUUGGAACACCAGUUAGGGAGUGUCCUACCCCGGGCCUUAGCACCACUUCUGCUAUCCCAGGGAGAGAAAGAAGGCUGCCUGAGAAUAUUGUGUGGUGACCUCAUUUGAGGUCUGCAGGUGGACUGAAGGCUGCAGAUGGUGGUGUCAUGGCACCCUAGCGACUCCCUCCUCCAUGGGAGGUGUCAAGGACGAAGCUUGACUAUCUUGAAUUUUAUAGCUAGACCAGGUCACGUAAGUUUGUAUGUACAGAGGAAGAGGCAGUUCUGUUGAUGGUACUCCGUGAGGCAUCUCUGAGUCUGUAUGGGUGUGUGUGUGUGUGUGUAUGUGUGUGUAAAGUGAGUCUUGGAUAGUCCCCGCAGCUCUGACCUUCCUGUGGGGAGCCUUCCUCACACCCUGUAUAGCAUGUAGCCCUGCUUCCUACACAAGGCACAGAGCUCCCUGCUCUGACGCCUGCUUUUAGGCACGUUGGUCAUGCCAACCCAGAUUUUGGUCUGUGAUGAAACAAAGAAAUGUUUACAACAUCCAGAAGCAAUAUCCAAGCAUACCUCAUCCCUGACCUUUCAUGUCUCCCAGGCCCACCCCUCCCCACUUCCUCCUCCACAAAUGUCUUCCACUUCGCCAGGUCUGCAUCGCAGAUGCCACUUCCAUUUAACGUCUUCCUUUGCUCCGGUCAUCCAGGCUAUAAGGCAAGUCCCGGCAGCAGGCCAGCAGGGUGGCUCUCUAUCUCUGAGUCACUUUUUGGUCCCACUAGAGUGCUCACCUUUUUGGGGGUUGAUUUGCUGUGGUUCUUGGUAGACUAAGUAAAAUAGUCACUGGCAACUUCGGACAGCCCCAGGCGCCUCUGCAGUGAGUAGGGAGCUAUCCUCCAAGGAGGCAUUUCUUAUUCAACUUGAGCGCACACAGGGAUCACCUUGAAAGCCCAUUAUACAUGCUAAUUCCCAGGUUGUACACCCAGAGAUGCUGAGCCAAUAGACCUAGGGAGGAACCCAGAAAGCUGUGUUAUUUCCCCCCCCCCAGAAACUACUGGAUGUGUAAUGGCUGUGGAUGUUGAACAAAGAUGACCUAAGACAAUGGCUCUCAACCUUGGCUGCUCCUUAAGGUUAUUUGGGGAGCGUCAAAGACCUGGUUGUCCAGGCCCCGCCCCAGAACAGCUAACCGAGUGCUUUGCAGGGACCAAGGUGGCGGCAGUUUGUUCGGCGAGGUCAGGAAGUGCUGGCCUAGGGAGUGAGGAGGGCCAUUGUUGAGGGGAAGACGCAAAAAGCACAAUACUGGGACAGCUGCUCACUGUGGAGCUGGACUCUCUGGGUAGCUCCUUGAACCCUCUGGGUCUGACUUCUCCUUUGAGAGCAGUGUUUGAGCCCAAGCUACAUGCACUGGUUUGGUCAGCAGGGGUGCUGAGGGUGGGGAGCGUGAGGGAGUACUGGAUUCAGAGAUGCACUGCCAGGCUUGGCCAGCCACCUUCAUGGCAUUUUUCUCCAGGCUUGUCUCAUGGGCUGGGUCCCUGUUUGUGUUCAUACCCUCUUAGGUUUGGCCAUUUCGUGCCAAGCUGGGCCUCUGUGGCCAAGGCCAUGCAUUGAGGUAGUUGGGAUUCAGGUAGUGGGUGGAGUGUCUUGGCAGUUCUAAUGGUAGUAACAUAACUUCUGAAUUUCUCAGAGGAGGGUGUUCCGCUCAGGGGGAAGGAUCAAAUCUGGGAGGCUGUUCCAAGACCAGGAGUGUUUGGUCCCUGUGUCAAGCCCUUCCUGUUGCUUUGAUCUCACGUUGGACGGGCAGCGGAGAAGCUGUCCCUGGCUUUACCUUCUGGUGCUCCCUCCCCCCACCCCCCCAGAAUUUGCUGCUCUGAUAAACCAAAGCUGUGAAAAGGUGAACAGUUCUGCCCAGGUUGUUUGUUCCGGGCAGGGCGCUGUGUCCCGGUGCCCCAGGCCCUGGACAUUGGGGAGGCCCUCUCUGCUGUGAGGGGAAGGUGUGGGUCUACGGUGGUGAGAGCUGGGAAAGGUGGGCAUGGGGAAGCCUGAGGGGGAAGGAGUCUGGUAGGAGAGACCACCAGAACUCGGCUGACCUUGUCCGUGCCCACCUUUGUGCCACGCAGAGGAACUGUGGUUUUCCGUCCUCGCCUUCCAUCUUCCAAGCAUCACCUCUCUUUACGUCUGCAUCUCUCCAGGCUAACACAAGAGAGGUGGCACUGUCUCUCCUGGCACCAAGAGCCUGUGCUACCAUGUCACUUGGCGUGAAACUGAGGAGGGCGAAGCCAAGGGCAGAGAUGGCUUUCUGUUCCAGUGACUUCUCAGGACUCCACAAGAUGCUGUGGGCCACGAUGGGGGACUUGGGGAUGGGGGGGCCACAGGCCUUCCCAGGUUUGGGGGUCCGUGCCCUCUCAAUCAACUGUUCCUUUCUCGAUUCUUACUCUCUCCCCAUCCUCCGCUCCCUCCCCUGCGCCAGGUGCAGGCAAAGGGGGCUGGGGUCCGUGUGCCAUCCGCGGUCCCCUUACCUGAGUCCCUCGCCAGCACCACAGUCUUGCAGCGGCUCACCCACCGCGCUCGCCGCCUGGCUGAUGGAGUCCUCAUUGAGGUGUCUCAUUACCAUGUAGAGCGGAAUAAUGUCAUUCACCUUUACUAUCCACAGGCUGUGAGAACAUAAUAAACAGAACCUGAACAAGCU